Messenger RNA from Schistosoma mattheei, 1251 nucleotides. Lineage: Eukaryota; Metazoa; Platyhelminthes; Trematoda; Strigeidida; Schistosomatidae. The record is from the annotation of a GenBank genome assembly.
AUGAUGGAUGGUUUGAUACUGUUUCGUCGACCUAGGAAAAUUCCUAAGUCGAAAUUAUCAGAAAAUAAUAAUAAUGUUUAUAAACCGAGAGAAACAAAGAUUUCUAUGGUAAAAAAGAACUCCGAUUCAAACAGUCAUCUACCUAUUUCAAAUAAUAUUGUAUUUUCUUCUACUGGAACGACAAUAAAUUUCAUGAAUAAAAAUAAAAAUAAACGACAAGGUGAUGUUGCAAAUUUUGUAAACAAUGGAUUCGGCUGCCUUUUUAUAAAAGGUGGUAUGUUAAAUAAAACGUUUAAUGAAAUAGAAAAUGCUUCUGGUUCUCAUAAUAAUAAUAAUAAUAAUAAUAAUAAUAAUAAUAAUAAUAUGAAUUUCAAUAUUCAAUCGAAAUUUCCUAUAAAACGAACACCAUUAUAUCAUGGUUUAAUAUUAAUAGCUCGUGAAUUAAGAAAUGCUUUAACUAGAACUAUUGAUACAAAUAUCAUAUGUUCCAUUGAAAAGAUACCAAAGAAUUUUCAACAAUCAUUAAAUAAUUAUCAAGUGAAUUAUGCAAUUAUUUUAAAAGAGAAACUAAAUCAAAAUCAGUUAAUUUGGUAUGAAUUCUAUGAUCUAAAAUCAAUAGAACAACUAGAUCUAUCCUACAAUCGUCUUGUAUACCUUGAUAGUCGAAUAAAAAAUUUAGAGCAUUUAAAAGUGCUAAAACUUAAUGGUAACGAUUUAACUGGUAUUCCUCCUGGUCUUCUAUGUUUAUGUGAAAAAGCUUUGGAAAGUUUAAACUUAAAUGAUAAUCCAUUAUUAUGUUUAUUUCCAAAAGAGUUUAAAAACAACUCUUUAGUAGAAAUUCAAUCUUUAAGAGUAUUAGCCUGUUUGAAAAUGAGAGAUCUGCUUAAUGACAUGAAUAUACAAAAUCAAGAAACUUCCAGAGAAAAGCCAGAACAGUAUAUAUUGAUUACUAAUUCAGAGGAGAACAAUGCAAAUUUCUUUGAGUUUCAGAAAGUCUCUGACAAAGAAGAGUCAACUAUGUCAAAUGAAUUGUUGAGUCCCAUUGGUUCUUGUUGCUGGUGUGGGAUGGAUAGAUACGAUCAAAAGAAUACAAUAUGUAUUCAUUGUGUUGAUGUAUUUAAAUAUUCAACGGUUCCAAUAUAUAUGUUAUGUUGUGGAAUUCAAUGUGUAACGGAAGUAAAACAGUGUAGUACGUCUGAACAAUUCGCAAAACGAUAUUAUAAAAGUUAUGAAAACCAUACAAAUAGAUAG